Messenger RNA from Mercurialis annua (annual mercury), 3378 nucleotides. RefSeq names its product probable RNA-dependent RNA polymerase 5. Gene Ontology annotation, biological process: siRNA processing. The transcript has 18 exons. The coding region runs from base 276 to 3257 and encodes 993 amino acids. NCBI's taxonomy places the organism in Eukaryota, Viridiplantae, Streptophyta, Magnoliopsida, Malpighiales, Euphorbiaceae. Gene Ontology annotation, molecular function: RNA-directed RNA polymerase activity. The record is from RefSeq and is a predicted model, not a curated record. Gene Ontology annotation, cellular component: nuclear RNA-directed RNA polymerase complex.
GAAAGUCAGAACAGCAGUACGUUUGUGUGCAAGUUACUCUAAGAAACAGAACCAAGUUUGAUUUGAUUGACGCGAUUACACAAUAAAAAUGGCACCGCGCCUGUACUGCAGAGCGCGGGAAAUGAAAUUCGGCGAAAGCAAAAGGAAACAAAACCCAAACAAAACGGCGUCUUCUCUGCUUUCUGUCCGUUGUCGUUUUUAAAUUUUCAAAUUCCAAAGUUAUUAGUGUAACACUCUCACUCUCACUCUCACUCUCACUCGUUAACUGAACUGCCAUGGAAAACGCUGGCUAUUCACCGCAGAAGCAACCGCAAUCCGUGUUUUUGCCUAUUUCAGUUGAAGAAUCAAUAGACAAAAUCUGCUCAGAGAAGCAUGUACCGCCGUUAGGUCACCAGGCACGGUGUGAUUUAUCUUCAGUUGGUGAAGAGAAGGCUCUCGAAGUUAUCCGUACCAUCGCCGGUGAGCAAAUAAAGAGAACUUUCGACGGUUUUGUAAUUCACAUGGUUAAGAAAAUUACCGGUGCUGCUAAUUCACCGAUGAAACGCCUUUGCAUGUCUACGUCGUCUCCUAAUUCUCCUCAGCAACCGAGUCGCCGUCUCACGCCUACUCGGCUUAUGAUGCACCAUCACUGUGAAUCAGUUUCACCUGUUACUCCAAUUCCUAUGCACCUAGACGAAAAAUCUAGUGCUGGCUCGAAUUCAGUACCAAACGUUCAAAUAAGUCCACAGUUACAAGCCUUGGGUGAGCUUGAAUUCAGGAAGGCGUUUCUUAUACUGAGUUACAUUGGCCAAACAAGGUUGGAGGAUGUUUUAUCAGAAGGUGAAAUUCGAGGGAUGAAAUAUUUGUCAAUGGUUAGAUUUGAGGCUGAGAUUUAUAGAACUGUUGGUCAUAAAUGUGGUGUACAUGAAAGAGACCGUAGAAAGUAUCUUGAUUGGGAUUCUGGUAGAACGCAUACUUAUCACUGCCAUGUUUAUCCAGAUGGAAGUUAUAGGUUCAAGGGCCCCUAUCUAGCUACCAUCAGCAACUUUCUUCAAAGGGCAUUAGGAGAUGAGAAUGUCUUGCUGGUCAAGCUUGCAGAAGAAAGUACUUAUGGGAGAAGUUCAGCAACUAACCAUAGUGAAUACUAUGCCAAGUAUAGCUGGUUGGUGAGGGAAGGGAUUCCAGUAGGAUUACGUCGCUACCGAUUUUUUGUGUUCAAAGAUGGAGGCAAAGAAGAGAAGAAGAAAGACCCAACCACUUCACCUGUGAAAUGCUAUUUCAUUUGUGUCGAGUCUCAUGCAUCAAGUGAAAGUCCAGAUUAUAUUUUGUUUGGGAAAACAAUUCGUGAAGCUAGGUCUCUUUUCAUGAAUGUAGACACGUUGUCAAGUUUGUCCAAAUAUAUGGCUAGGUUUUCGCUCAUUUUGUCAAAGACUAUGAGCGUAGAAAUUGAUUGGUCAAGUGUAAAUAUUGAGAGAAUUGAUGACAUACCAUGUCAGGAUGGCAAUGGUAAAGUUAUUGAAGAUAAAGAUGGAAAGCUUCUUAUACAUACUGAUGGAACUGGGUUUAUAUCGGAGGAUUUGGCUUUGAAAUGCCUAGUAGUAUAUAAGGGAAAAUGCAUCAGUAGUACCAAUACUAAGCCCCUGCUGAUACAAUUCAGGCUAUUCAACAAUGGUAGUGCUGUCAAGGGAACUUUCCUUGUUAAGAAGAAGCUUCCUCCUGAAACAAUGCAGAUCAGGCCCUCGAUGAUUAAAGUUGAGCCGUCAACAUCAAAUAUUAACACAAAAAGUUCUCUGGAGAUAGUUGGAACGAGCAAUCGGCCAAAGAGAGCAUAUCUGUCAAGAAAUCUUAUUGCACUUCUUAGCUAUGGUGGGGUUCCUGAAAAGUUCUUUAUGGACAUAUUGGAAAAUACUUUGCUAGAUGCGCAAGGUGCUCUCUCGAAAAAGCGCACAGCUCUAGGAGUUGCUGCCAACUACGGUGAGAUGGAUGAUUUCAUUGUGGCACAAAUGAUUUUAUCUGGUAUUCCCCUUGAAGAAUCAUACUUGCAACAGCGUCUGCGUGCAUUGAUGAAGGAGGAAAAGAAAAAUCUUAAAGUGGGAAAACUUCCUGUGCCUGAAUCUUAUUAUUUAAUGGGGACUGUUGAUCCUACUGGACUCCUAGAGAAGGAUGAAGUUUGUAUUAUAUUGGAUAAUGGGCAUGUCUCUGGCAGGGUGUUAGUAUACCGAAAUCCCGGUUUACAUUUUGGUGAUGUACAUGUUCUAACAGCGACAUAUGUGAAGGCUUUAGAAGAUUUUGUAGGAAAUGCAAAAUAUGCUAUAUUCUUUCCUUGUAAAGGACCACGAUCUUUGGCAGAUGAGAUAGCUGGAGGCGACUAUGAUGGUGACAUGUAUUUUGUUUCUCGAAAUCCUGAGCUGCUGGAAUACUUUAAACCGAGUGAACCUUGGAUAUCUUCUUCUUUACCCUCUAAUGUGUCAACCAAAAAACCAAGUGAGUUUCCUGAUGAGGAUUUGGAGGAUGAACUUUUCAAGUAUUUUUUGCUGACCAGGUUUCAGCCAAGCUACACUGUGGGUGUGGCAGCUGAUAGUUGGCUGGCAAUAAUGGAUCGGCUCCUUACAUUGCCGGAUGAUAGUGAUGAGAGACUUUUCAUGAAGAGAAAUAUGUGCCGGUUGAUUGAUAUAUACUAUGAUGCUCUUGAUGCACCGAAAAAAGGCGGGGCAAAGAUUGAAGUUCCUGAAGAUUUGAAAGCUGAUAUGUUCCCGCACUAUAUGGAAAGGAAUGAAGAUAUAUCUUACACAUCUACUUCUAUUCUUGGGUUAAUUUAUGAUAAAGUAAAAUCUUAUCAGGAAGAUGAAGAAUCAUCAAAGACAGAAGUUUGGAAACUUCCUUAUUUUGAGAACCAAGUCUCUGCAUCAUCCCGUCUGAAGUGGGAGCAACUCUACGGCCAGUACAGGCAAGACAUGACAGCUGCACUGGACCGUAACAUAGAUAUAAACAGAGAAUUGAAAAACGAAUCUGCUGAUGAAGUCGUCAAAAAAUACAAACAGCUACUGUACGAGGCUCCUGAGUUUGAAGAGAGCAAAAGGCCAAUUGCUGACGUUUUCGAGGACGCCCUUGCUCUUUAUGAGGUAUGCUAUGAUUAUGCUAAGAGCCGAGGAGAUGUUUCAAGAUGUGGAUUUGCCUGGAAACUAGCGGGUCGAGCUCUGUGCAAAUAUUACAUCAUAAGUCAGAGUGAACAUAGUAUAACCUGUGUUCCUUCUGUUUUGAAGGAGAUGUUUGGUUAAACCAGGUAUAUUGUAAAAUGAUAUAGUAAUGUAGAAUGUCUGUAGGUUAAACUUAAAUUAAACCAAUGUUAUGUAGUGUACAAUUCUAUCUAUAUUAUUUAUCUUCCCGUCUUAUUGUCCA